Messenger RNA from Condylura cristata (star-nosed mole), 1413 nucleotides. RefSeq names its product family with sequence similarity 49, member A (gene CYRIA). The record is from RefSeq and is a predicted model, not a curated record. Gene Ontology annotation, biological process: regulation of actin filament polymerization. Gene Ontology annotation, molecular function: small GTPase binding. Lineage: Eukaryota; Metazoa; Chordata; Mammalia; Eulipotyphla; Talpidae. Bases 154 to 1125 code for a protein of 323 amino acids. The transcript has 11 exons.
CCUCACUCACUUGCGGACAGAGGAACCGCGGGAAUCGAAGGCCCCGUCUUGACCUGAGGACCCACUGCCUUGACCACAGCUGCUCAGCGGGGUUCCUCCCGUCAGCCUGGACUGGUGACCCUGAAUCCCAAGAGCGCGCUCAGGUUUGCUGGCAUGGGAAACCUGCUCAAAGUCCUAACCAGAGAAAUUGAAAACUACCCACAUUUUUUCCUGGAUUUUGAAAAUGCCCAACCCACGGAGGGAGAACGGGAGGUUUGGAACCAGAUCAGCGCUGUCCUCCAGGAUUCCGAGAGCAUCCUUGCAGACCUGCAGGCUUACAAGGGCGCAGGGCCAGAGAUCCGAGAUGCAAUUCAAAAUCCCAACGAUAUUCAGCUUCAAGAAAAAGCUUGGAAUGCGGUGUGUCCUCUGGUCGUGCGGCUAAAGAGAUUUUAUGAGUUUUCCAUAAGGCUAGAAAAAGCCCUUCAGAGUUUAUUAGAAUCUCUCACCUGCCCACCCUACACGCCAACCCAACACCUGGAACGGGAGCAGGCACUGGCAAAGGAGUUUGCAGAAAUUCUGCAUUUUACGCUUCGAUUUGACGAGUUAAAGAUGCGGAACCCGGCCAUUCAGAACGACUUCAGCUACUACCGGAGGACCAUCAGUCGCAACCGCAUCAACAACAUGCACCUAGACAUUGAGAAUGAAGUCAAUAACGAGAUGGCCAAUCGAAUGUCCCUCUUCUAUGCAGAAGCCACACCAAUGCUGAAAACCCUUAGCAAUGCCACAAUGCACUUUGUCUCUGAAAACAAAACCCUGCCAAUAGAGAACACCACAGACUGCCUCAGCACGAUGACGAGUGUGUGCAAAGUCAUGCUGGAGACUCCGGAGUACAGGAGUCGGUUCACAAGUGAAGAAACGCUCAUGUUCUGCAUGAGGGUGAUGGUGGGGGUCAUCAUCCUCUACGACCAUGUCCACCCCGUGGGAGCUUUUUGCAAGACAUCCAAGAUCGAUAUGAAAGGCUGCAUAAAGGUUUUGAAGGAACAGGCCCCAGACAGUGUGGAGGGGCUGCUUAAUGCCCUCAGGUUCACUACAAAGCACUUGAAUGAUGAGUCGACUUCCAAACAGAUUCGAGCAAUGCUCCAGUAGAGCUCAAAGAAGAGGAUCUAUGCGCCGACCUCAGAAGAUGUAUAUGUUUACAUAAUUUAAUACAGAUUGAUGUUAAUACUUGUGUAUUUGCAUAACCGUUUCCUCCUUGUCACUGAAAUAUACGGACCUUAAAUUGUAUCCUGACUGACUCAACCCAGCAGAGCAGAAAUUGACUUGAGAGCCUUACCUUUGAUGUCUAAAACAAAACCCCUUCUCCAAAGGCACUUUGGAGACUGAGUCUUGGGGUCCUUUAACUACACCUGUAACAAUCUGAAAUUUCUAAUAGUU